Molecule: messenger RNA, 695 nt
Organism: Cydia strobilella
Lineage: Eukaryota; Metazoa; Arthropoda; Insecta; Lepidoptera; Tortricidae
Exons: 3
Coding region: 193-639 (148 amino acids)
Biological process (GO): positive regulation of voltage-gated potassium channel activity; sleep; regulation of synaptic transmission, cholinergic
Source: RefSeq, a predicted model, not a curated record
CGGAACGAUUCCUUAAUUUAAGACUUAUGUCUUGUACCUGAAUUUAUUUAUUAAGGAAACAAGUCGUAACAUCGAACAGUCUUUAUUAAGCUUAGAAUUUAUUGUAAUAGUCGUUAAGCGCCUGAAGAAAAUUACGCGGCAAUUUGUUAAAUCGUUGUAAUUUGUAUUUGCUGAGAUCGCGAGGCGUUCGUCAUGGCAAACAAAGCGCACGUUAUUAUUAGCGUUCUUUUGCCUGUGUUCUUCUCUACUACAUGUGAAGCCAUCAAGUGCUUCGACUGCAACAGCGCAAACAACUCGGCGUGCCUGGACCUGCACCUGCCCAGGAUGAACGCCAUCGUCCCCGUGGUGGAUUGCUCGAAGGCGCUACCCAACAGCAUCAGCAAACAGUUCUUCUGCAGGAAAAUCACGCAGACAAUUCUCCACCCCGAACACACGCCAGAGGUCAGAAUAACCCGAGGUUGCGGCUGGGUGAAGCACAAACGCGAAUGCUACACCGCCGACAACAAGGACCAUCUUGAGACCGUCUGCCAGUGCUUCGGUGACAUGUGCAACGCCGCCGCAGCCCUACGAGACGUCAAACUGACAGCUGUCACCUUGCUCGCCGCCAUUUUGGUUUUUAUCAGAAGUUGGCGGGCUUGAACGAAGUGCAACGAACUUUAAUGAAAGUGUGUGUGGAAUUGUAUAACUUAAUGUUC